AUGAGUGUUCAGAACCCCCUGAGACUCCUGAACCUGGCAGGGAAGACCCUACUAACCAAUGAGGCCUUGGCCAUUUCUGCUCUGGAGUAUCUGCCCAUUGAGCUCUUCCCCCGACUCUUCAUGGAAGCAUUCUAUGGAAGGCACAGAAAGACCUUAAAGGCCUUGGUUCAAGCCUGGCCAUUUGUCCGCCUGCCUCUGGGGGGCCUGAUGCAGACGCCUCAUGUGGUAACGUUACAAGCAGUGCUCGAGGGACUUGGUAUCCUGCUCACACGGAAGGAUCGUCCAAGCUCAUCAAUGGUACCAAUGGCUGAGGAUGGGUCAAGGAUUGAGAAGCCCUUGGUUCCCUUCGAGGUGUUCACAGAACUUCACCUCAAGGAAAGAACCAUGAGUGAAUUCCUCACUUACCUCCUAAAGUGGGUAGAGCAGAGAGACCCUUUCAUACAUCUGUACUGUAAGAAGCUGAAAAUGGUUUCAUUUCCCAUGGAUAAUAUUAUGAAGGUCCUGAGCAUGGUGCAACUGGACUGUAUCCAGGAGUUACAUGUGAAUUGCACCUGGCAUCUGUCCACUCUGGCCAUGAUUGCUCCUCUCCUGGGCCAGAUGAGCAAUGUGCAGAAACUGUUUGUCUCCCACACCCACCUGCCUGAUCCUGAGGAGUGGAAUGAGCAGCACACUGUCAAGAUUACUUCUCAGUUCCUGAGGCUGCACCACCUCCAGGAUCUCCAUCUGGAAUCCCGCUUGUACCUUGAAGGCUGCCUGGACCAGAUGCUCAGGUGCCUGAUGAACCCCUUGGACAACCUGUCAAUAAUUCACUGCCUCCUUACAGAUUCAGACUUGACCCAUCUGUCCCAGAGCCCGAACAUCAGUCAGCUAAAGAGCCUGAAUCUGAGUGGGGCCACCAUGACCUACUCUAGUCCUGAGCUCCUCCCAUCUCUGCUGGAGAAAGUUUCAGCCACCCUCCAAGAACUGUACUUAGAGCAAUCUGGGAUCAGGGACUCCCACCUCGAGGCCAUCCUGCCUGCCCUGAGCCACUGCUUCCAGCUCACAUCCUUCAGCACGCAUGGGAACCUCCUCUCCAUGCCCAUCAUGGAGAAGAUGCUGCGACAUAUCUCUGAGCUGCCCAGUUUAGGUCGAGAACUCUACACUGACCCUCAGGAGAGUUUCAGCUCUCUGGGGAUCCUCCAACCUGGGAGACUUGCCCAAUGUCGGGCUGAACUGCUUGAGAUUCUGAAGGACUUAGGAUGCCCCAGGACCAUCUGGAUUUGCUUCACCCCCUGUCCACACCAUGGAGAUAACACAUUCUAUCAUCCUGAGCCCAUCAUAUAUGGCAGUAACAUUCCAGGCUAG
Dama dama (fallow deer) is the source of this 1344-nucleotide messenger RNA. RefSeq names its product melanoma antigen preferentially expressed in tumors-like. NCBI's taxonomy places the organism in Eukaryota, Metazoa, Chordata, Mammalia, Artiodactyla, Cervidae. The record is from RefSeq and is a predicted model, not a curated record. Gene Ontology annotation, biological process: positive regulation of cell population proliferation; negative regulation of cell differentiation; negative regulation of DNA-templated transcription. Gene Ontology annotation, cellular component: cytoplasm. Bases 1 to 1344 code for a protein of 447 amino acids. The transcript has 3 exons.